AUGGAGGCCACCGGUGAAUUUAACUUUGGGGACUUUCAGUCCUUUUCCAAUGAAAUGUUUUGGGCUGAGGAGCCCUCGCAGCAGCAGCAGCAGCAACAGGUCCAUUCCGAAGACCUGAUUCAGCAAUUGUUUGGAGCGGCGCUUACCGAGCAUCAGGAGCAGCCCGAGCUGUCACAGCAGCCCCAGCAGCAGCAGGAGCAGCAGCAGCAGCAGCAGCCCCUUUCCGACAAUCUGCUUGAGGGCCUGUCUUGGGAGAGCCUUUCUCAGCAGCCCCUGUCCCAGGAGCUCCUGCAGCAGCUCGAUCCCAUGCUGUUCCUGUCCGGGGAGGAGCAACCCCAGCAGCCUGAGCUGCCCCAGCAGCCUGAGCUGCCCCAGCUUCCUGAAGUGCCCGAACAGCCCGGGAAUCAGCUCGAAGACCCGUUCGAAGGGCUGUUCGGGGAUGAGGGCCUAUUUGGAGACGAGGAGAGCCCAAGCCCUGAAGUGGGCAACGAGGCAGCCCAUGGGAAGGACGACUUCUAUAAGUCCCUUCCCUCCCCUCUUCCUACGCCCUCCUCUUUCUCUAUUACCCUCCCUACUCUUCCUUUCCUCCCUCCCUCCCUCCCUCUCCCUUCUCCUCUUAACGCCGGGGACAACGAGGGGCAGUUCAUUGACCCCCGGUUGGUGGAGAUGCCGGCUCCUGUGGCUGUUCCCGUAGCCGAUCACCCUCCUCAUGGAGUGGGUGAAUACACCCAGGGCGCCCAGGGCACCACGGACGCCAAGGACGACGACGUCAACAUGGCCGACAUCCCUCUGCCGUCCCCGGAGACUUCUUCUUCGCGUCGCGUAUCGGUGGAGGGUGCCGUGGACAGAGCACUUGCGCCCAACACGAAGGGCAACAGAGUGGCCAAGAAGGCCGGCAAGAAGGCUGCCGGGGGCCCCGUCCGCGCGGUCAAGGCCAAUUCCUGCGACGCGUGCCGCCGCAGCAAGACCAAGUGUGUGACCGCCGAAGGCGCCACAGACUGCGAGGCAUGCCUCAAGAAGCACCGUAAGUGCAACGUCUCCGGUGUCGACGGCCGCACCAACAAGACCAACCGGGACCUUCUCGACACCACAUCGGCCGCCGUCAACGAUUACCUCAGGCACGCCGCUCUCCUCUGCUCCGAGCUCGCAGAGCACCCCACCCAGAAGCCCAUGGCACAGGCGCUUCUGCAAACCAUGGGUGAUUUUAGACAGGUCCGCUCCGUCAUCUCAACAGUCACCGGGUGCCCCCAGAAGGCGUGGCCCUUCGCCGCGGGCCCCUUCCGCCCGCCAACUCUCGACGGGCCCGCCAAACUGACCUAUGUGCGCAACUGCCGCGGUCCCCAGCUUCGGCUAAUCGCCCAGAAUCAGGGCAAGAUUCUCGCUUCCUUGUUGAUAAUGAUCACUUUUGGCGAGGAUCCUCUGGUCUCGGCGGCAUCUGGCCUCGUUGAGCGCGUGAUGGGCCACAAUACGGCACUGGCCACUCUCGAGGGGUCUAUCCGAGAGCACUGCUCCUUACCUAACGAGCAUCCAAUUUACGAGCACAUGCGUCAGGGAAUCGAAAUGUGCUUCGAGGCGUAA
This is a messenger RNA of Colletotrichum navitas, 1578 nucleotides long. RefSeq lists its product as uncharacterized. Gene Ontology annotation, biological process: regulation of DNA-templated transcription. Lineage: Eukaryota; Fungi; Ascomycota; Sordariomycetes; Glomerellales; Glomerellaceae. The coding region runs from base 1 to 1578 and encodes 525 amino acids. The transcript has a single exon. Gene Ontology annotation, molecular function: zinc ion binding; DNA-binding transcription factor activity, RNA polymerase II-specific. The record is from RefSeq and is a predicted model, not a curated record.